GUUUUGGAUUAAAAAUUUUUCUUUUGUGAAGUGGGUUGUGUCGAAUUUUCUUAUUUUCACUGUUUUUUAAUUAUGUGAGUUUCAACAAUGCAAGUGGGAUGUAUUUAACGAGUGUAUUUACGAUCUGAAAUACUGUCGAAAUGUUAUCGCCUGGUGUAAGGAUUGUUAGAGGUCCUGACUGGUCCUGGGGUAAUCAAGACGGCGGAGAGGGAAAUGUGGGUACAGUUUGUGAAAUCGGAAAAGCCGGAACGGUUGGAUCUCCUGAAAAAACUGUUGUAGUACAAUGGGAUAACGGCACCCGUACGAACUACAGAGUCGGCUAUUUGGGCAAAUAUGAUCUUAGGGUCAUCGAUAACGCACAAAUAGGUGUAAAGCAACCGAACAUAGUAUGCGAUGGUUGUAGAGUUCAAGGAAUUAGCGGAAUGAGAUACAAUUGCACAAAUUGCCGCGAUUACGAUUUGUGUUACAUGUGCUAUCACGGGGACAAACAUGAUACCGGUCACAUAUUUAAGAGGUUCGAUAGUCUGAAUUCCUUAGGUGUUGAUUUACCGCCGAGAUCUGAGGGUAGAAAAUGCGAGUUAAAGGGCAUUUUUGUUGGAGCCAGGGUCGUGAGAGGUUUGAGUUGGGAAUGGGGAAAUCAGGAUGGUGGUGAAGGUAAAAUCGGUCUAGUAAUGGAUAUAAGAGGUUGGGAUAAUGAAAGUAGCAGAUCGGUGGCCAAUGUAAAGUGGUAUUCAGGAUCUACCAAUGUAUAUAGAAUAGGUCAUAAAGGCAAUUGUGAUAUAAAAUUCGUUGAAUCCGCUUCCGGGGGUUCUUAUUACCCAGAACAUCUUCCAAUUUUGGGCCAAAAUAUCGAACCAGUAGUUAGACCAGGUAGAUCCGGUCCCUGUCCGUUUACAGUAGGAGACAAAGUACAAGUUAACGCUUCCGUCGAACAACUCAAGGCCAUGCAACAGGGUCACGGAGGGUGGAAUCCGAGAAUGGCUGAGUACAUCAGUAAAGUUGGUACGGUACAUAGAGUAACCGAAAAAGGCGACAUCCGAGUGCAAUACGAAGGUUGCAACAACCGAUGGACAUUCAACCCAAUAGCUUUGCAUAAAGUAAACAGUUUCUCCGUUGGCGACGUCGUCACGUUAAUCACGGACGUCGAAAAAGUCAAAGAACUCCAAAAAGGUCACGGGGAAUGGAUAGAAAUUAUGAGAAAUAGUCUUGGUAAAUUGGGUAAAGUCCUCAAAGUGUAUUCCGACGGCGAUCUAAGAGUACAACUGGAAGGUCACGCUUGGACGUUGCACCCCCAGUGCGUACGGAUAGUGCCCGGAAGCGCAGCCGAACUAGCAAAUACCAUGCAUGCUGUCCAAAAUCAACGACAAGAACCAUCGAUUCAAUGGUCCCCGGCGAAUCAGACGGAACUGCCCAGCAACUGCCUGGUGGAUCAGUUAGUGCGAGCCGCCGCCCAGGGUCACAUCGAAGCCGUGCAAAGGAUCCUCGAAAACGCCCCGGAAACCGUCGACGCCCGAAGCAGCGGCAAAACCGCUCUGCAAGUAGCCGCCCAUCAAGGACACGUGCAAAUCGUCCUGUUGCUAUUGAAAUGCGGGGCGUCGGUCAACGCCAGCGAUAGCGACGGAGACACCUGUUUGCAUUACGCUUCGUUCGGCAAUCGACCUGAAGUGCUCGAGAUACUAGUGAAAAACGGCGUCGAUGUGGUAAACGCCGCGAAUCGCAGCGGCUGUACGGCCCUGCACAUUGCCGCCCACAAGCAACCGACGAAAUGCGUUAAAAUCUUACUGGACGCCGGGGCGCAUCCCAAUUGCACCGAUCUCUACGGCGACACGCCUCUGCACGACGCCAUCGGAAAGGAUAACUUCCAAGUGAUCGAAUUGCUGUGCAACGCGCAAGGGACCGAUUUUACUCUGAGGAACAAACGCGGUUUCAACGUGCUGCAUCACGCCGCUCUGAAAGGUAAAACAUUCGCUACGAGGGUAUUGCUGAAUGUAGCCAGGCAGUUAGUGGAUGUGAAAAAAGACGACGGUUUCUCGGCGUUGCAUUUGGCCGCUUUGAACGGCCACAAGGACGUCGUCGAGACGUUGGUGAGAGUCGGACAGGCUGAUAUCGAUUUGAGAAAUAAUCGGAAUCAAUCCGCUUUGUUGCUAGCCGUGAGCCAAGGUCAUUGUGGUGUGGUUGAACUGCUGAUUAGACUCGGAGCGAACAUUAACGCCAAAGACGAGGAUGAGGAUAACGCGCUCCAUUUGGCCCUGACCAAGUUGAAUCAUCUGAGCGGCGAGGUGGGGCGCGACGACAGUCCGGGGAUUUACGACGUUUACAAAGACUUGGAGCAUUUGCAGGAAUGUCGAUUGGGCGUAUCGAUUGCUUGUUUUCUAGUGCAAACCGGCAUCGAUUCGGACGCCAUAAACAGCAAGGGACAAUCCGCUCUCGGUUUACUUCAGGACGAACGUUUGCAGGAGUUAAUAAAGAGUUACAAACCGGUCGCCGCGGAAAAUAACCAACAAACGGCCAAUCAACAAGAUUUGUGUAAUUUAGAAAAUCUCUCGUUGUCCGAUAAUCAACGAGAGGGUUACAAUUUGACUGAAAUUCCUCCUAAGCCAAAUCACAGCGAGAGCAGUAGAAGAGGUCGCCAAAAAAUAGACCGUGAUAAAGUCGGUACCUCGCAAGACAACCGUACGGCCAAUCUGAUACCGAACAAACCGGUGGAAUGCCUCGUCUGUUCCGAACUGUCCGAAGAAAACGUCCGGCUGGAGCCGUGCAACCACAAGCCGGCCUGCGAGGAUUGCUCGUCGCGCAUGAAAAAGUGCCUGCAAUGCGGCCAGCCGGUGCAGAAGAGGGUGACCAAGGACGGCAGGAUCAUUCCGGCGAAGAGCCGACAGCCGAGCGCCGAGCGCAUGCGUUACCUCGAAUGCAAGAUCCAGGAGAUCGAGGAGAGCCACGCGUGCAGCAUUUGUAUGGAGCGAAAACGGAACGUGGUGUUCCUCUGCGGCCACAGCACGUGCUCGAAGUGCGCCGAUCCGCUGAAGAUCUGUCAUAUGUGCAGGAAAACGAUUACCAAGAAGAUUCCUAUUUACUGAGUAGAUUUUAUAAGUAUCAAGUGACGUUAUAGUUUUUUUUUUUAAUAUGUAAUGUUCAGGACGACUCCGAGUGGGUUAGAUGUAAACGAAGCACAAAAGUAGUGGAUAUUUUUCUAUUUGGAAUUUCGUAGGUUUAGUAGCUGUUUAUUCGUGCGAAAUAUUUAUAUUAGUCAUUCGAGAUACUCUAAUUAGAUGAUUGGUUUUUGUAGAUUCUUCUCCAAUUGACUCCAAUUAACUAGAUUAUUUACCAAAAUAAAAAAUAUUUCUCCAACAAAUUAUUGACUAGUUGCAAUAGAUUUCGUUGAAAGAUCAAGGGAGACCUUAAUUAUGGCUAAUUAUUUCAAAUUUACACGUAUUUAUACAGUUUGCAUUAUUUUAAUAUUAAUUUCGAUUAAAAAGAAUCAACUUGGCACAUUAUCACCAUUAUUAAUUUAAAUGUUUUACGAUUAUUUUCGUGAUUUAUGUAGAUAUUUGUCGAUUUUAGGGUUCUUUAAUAAGCUUUAAAGCAGCGUCUGGUGUUAUUAGACAAAUUCAGAUGCUGGAUAUUGUGAUUCCACGACCUUCCAUCGAACGACUAUUCAUCACGCGACAUUCCAUCAUGGGCAUUUCAUUACGGCGCCGAUGCAUCACUACCACUAUUCAUUACACCUACUUGAAAAAAUAUGUAAAAUAAAACAAGACUUCUGGGGACAAAAUUAUCUCAUGGUCGUGUUCCGAUGAGGGUAAACAUUAGUUUUUAAUCGUUUUUUGGAUGCUUUCUUAAACAUUUUAAUAAUCAUUUCAUCACACAUUUCUUUCUACAUGGUUGAGAUAGAGUGCAGAAGCGAGUGAAUGUGGUAGCGGUAGUGAUGAAUCGUCGCCGUGAUGAAAUGUCCAUGAUGAAUAGUCGUUUGAUAUAUGGAACGUCGGGAUACGGGAUAUUGUACAUAGUGCGAACGCUCAUAUUAAAUUUAUAUAUCAGUAGAAAGCUGAACGAAUUUUCAAAACUUGAGAACCCGCUAGAAAUAUCAGUCCUGUUCAUUAUGUAAGUAAAUUCACAUGUGAUAUUAUAUGUGUGGCUAAUUUAUAUUAUCCUUAUAGCAAAGUAUUCUAUUUGUUAUUUAUCGUUUACUUUUUUUGCAUUUUUACCAAUCAAAAUUUAUAUACCGAUAGAGUGAAUGUAAAUAAUUUAGAAAAGCAUAUUUAAUUAAUU
Messenger RNA from Phyllotreta striolata, 4269 nucleotides. NCBI's taxonomy places the organism in Eukaryota, Metazoa, Arthropoda, Insecta, Coleoptera, Chrysomelidae. The record is from the annotation of a GenBank genome assembly.